UGUUACUUUAUGCUUUGUGGCCUUAUACUUAGUUCAAAAUUGAACAAAUCGUAUUGUAUAAACUCACGUGCUAACAGCAAUCACGUGCAGCUACAGUGCAGAAACUAUUUACAAAGAACGCAGCACAUAUAGGCGGACGUGCUUAAUAUCACGUUUAGGGGCGUUACAAGCAGAGAGGAAUAUUUUCCCCGCGGAAACGUUCAAUUUUCAAAAUAAACCUAGCAACGCUCGUCGUCACGGAAAUGGGGGCGCCCCCGUUUGUGGUGGCGGAUGAACGUGAUUUCGAAUCAGAAACACGUUUACGUGUAUGAUUGCGUUUCGGAAAUUGCAUUCAAGCCGGAGCCGGUUUAAUUUAUGUGCUUCCAUUUCCAUGCUCAUCGGCUCGGCACCAUCAGGUUCAAUUGCGUGAUAUUUUUUCACAACAAUUUUCCCGUACUUUUCACACCACCGAUGAAGGUUGCCUUAAUUCUAUCAACGGUACUAGAGGGCUAUAUCGGGUUUAGUGUGUCGCAGGUUGCUUUUUUUUCUUUCUAACGGAGUGACUGUGCAGUGGAUGUGAAAAAUGCGAUAAAUCAUGUGAAUGCAAAAGGCAUCAGGCGGUGCACACUAAGUGCGAAGAACUGCAGCGUCGUCGUCGGCAAAGGUGUGCUGUGUGUUGGCCAUGCUGAGCACCAUCGGUGACAGGAAAACAGAGACAGCCCACGUCUAAUGCCGUGUAUCGAAGAAGGGUUGGCGUGUGCGGUUCGACAGAGAAAUCGUUCCAACCACCAGCACCACCUCCAACAUCAUCAUCAUCAUCAUCAUCAUCAUCGGUGUCGUAGUUCACACCAUCACCAUUUCAUCGUAUCGCUAGCCUGCGCGGCGGCUAGUAGUGGUCCGGCACCGGCGAACCGGUGCGGUGGGACCGGCAAUCUCGUCUGGUCGCUAGUGAAGGUGAAACCGUGCCACCAACGCCAGCGGCACACCAACGGUGACGGCUUCAAUCAGCGCACGAUGAACUUCUGCGGUUGGCUGAAGGUGUUCAAACGCAAAGGAAAACAACAACAAGUGACGGCCGGUGAUGGGAGUCGAGAGGAUGGUCGGUCGAAUGCCGGCGAUUGGCCGGAGGUGCCCCAACCGGCCGAAGACCGAAAAUCGAGCGGAAAACGUGCUAAUGGACGGUUCGGUUGGGGAAGGAAAAUUAAAAGCGCCGCGAAGCAGCAGCAACAGCAGCCCCUUUCGCCGGUUGCCGGUGCGGAAGAGCUACCAAAGGAGGAACCGGCAGUACUGGAACCGGAAACCAGUGGCCCAUCGAAUGGUGUCGAGGAGAAGAAGAACGAGAAGAAAGAGGACCAGGGCAUCGAGAAGACGGAUGAAGGAAACCCCCGGAACAAGACCGCACUGAAACCGGGCCACUCGUUGAUGGACUGGAUCCGGUUGGGUAAUUCGGGUGCCGAUCUCACCGGGACCGGAGGCCGAACCCAACCGGUAAGCCAUGCGGAACUGGCCAAGCACGACCGAAAGGAGGACGCCUGGAUGGCGAUCCGAGGGAAGGUGUACAACGUGACGCGAUACAUGGACUUUCAUCCCGGUGGUGCCGACGAGCUGAUGCGUGGUGUCGGCAAGGACGCUACGAAGCUGUUCGAUGAGGUGCACGCCUGGGUAAACUACGAGUCUCUGCUGGCGAAGUGUUACAUCGGACCGCUGCGUAACGUGGUCACCGUAAAUCUGACGUCCGACACAACCAAACCAAACCCCAACAGCAAACUUCCGCCACCGCCACCUUCCUUCUUGGCCACAACGAAAGCAGCAACACCCAACCUGACGGCCGCCAGCGUGUCAACGACGACGACGACGACAACGACAGUAACCACAAACACGCUACCAGAUGGCAAGGAACCGAACCGAGCCUUACCAGCCAGCUGCUCCACUACAUCGAUUAUCAGUUCGGGUAGCGACGACGAUUCGCUGAAGGUGUCUAUUCCCAUCGUACCGCGGUUCGAUUGGAUCCAGAAAACGGCCGAUCUGACGCUCAUCUACUACACUCGCUCACUGGCGAACCCGGGCAUGCUGGUGGAAUGCGAUGACGACCGGACCGGGGUGUCGGUGAACAUACUGCUCGAGGCCAGCGUACAGCAUCGUUACCGGUUCCGGCUGUCGAACGCCAUACAGUGGCCGUGCACCGUACGCAACUCGCUGGAAUCGGGAAAGAUCGAGCUUCAGUUCGGCAAGGAAGUGCCCGCACUCUGGACGGCCUUCGGUGAUAUGCAGCACGAACGCAAAGAGAACUGCGAGAUGCAGCUGUACGAGUAUGAUGUGGCGACACGGCUCGAGAUCACACACGAUUCCUGCGCUUUGCUACUGCAACCGAAAAGCAAUCGACUACUGCAGAUCACUCCGGUCGGGUAUCACGUUUCCGUGUCCGCGUCCAUCGAUGGAGAGUACGUGUCGAGGAGCUACACACCUGUGCCUGCUCACUCCGUUGGAACGGACUGUCCCGGGACGUGUGUACCGUUGCUGGUGAAAUCGUACCCCGACGGUAGCCUCUCGAAACACCUUACGCGACCGGUACCGCUAGCCACGUCCCUGCAGGUGUCACAACCGAGCGGUAACUUUGUGCUGAGCAAGCUGCGGUACCACAAUCGAUUCGCGCUGCUGGCAGCCGGCAGCGGACUGACGCCAAUGUUGGCCUUACUUAGCUAUCUGCUCGAGCGGAACAGCAACCGAAUAGAACACGUGAGUCUGCUGUACUUCAACAAAACCGAGGCCGAUAUCUGGUGCCGGGAGAUGCUGGAAAAUUUAUGCAAAAAGAACAAAAGACUCACCGUUAGGCACUUUCUAUCGGAAGCAGACCCACCACAAGAUGCCGGCAUAUCGGAUCAGGAUUCAGCGGACGACAGCGAGCUCGGUACCGGUUCGUUCUUCUCACGGGGCCGCAUAUCGCUCGAAAUCGUUCGACAGCUGACGACUCCCGGGUCCCGGUCGCACGUCACCUACUGCUGCGUCUGCGGACCGAAACCAUUCAACGAGCUGUGUCUUCAGUACUUUCAGCAAACGGAACAUAACCCGAAACACCUGCACAGCUUUCAGGGUUAGCUGCAGCAGGGUCGCGUCAGGUGCGGACAAAUCAUGGAAGGUGUACCCUGCGGGUUGGUGAUUGCAUUGUGAUAGAACCAUGCGAGCGAGCGAAAUAGAAAGAGGAGGACGCGUUAACACAGGGAAGAGAUAGCUUUUUGUAGGUCCGCGCGUAAAAUGUUUUGUAGCGAAAGUGUGUUUAUGUGUGUGUGUAUGUAUUAGGAACCAAAUACGAAGCGCAUCGCAUAGGAACCAAUAGUACGCAAAAGCAAAGCACCAAGCACAGUUACUGUUACUACUUAUGCGAAUACUACUAGUACUACUACUAACGACACACUGCGAAUAGAGCAAAACGGGUAGCGAACUCACCUGCACCGGACACCCAGCAAACACACCUAUCGGCACGUUAUCAUCAUAUGUUUAAAGGACCACUCGCAUGUGAACAUGAAGUCACCAUCAUCGCUGUUGUCGCCCAUAUUACUGUUAGAGAGAUGUGUUGUUUAUUGUGUAGUGACAGAGGGAGGGAAAGCUAGAUAGAGCAUAAAGAGAGUGCGAGCGGUAACUGAACACACAGGACAUGAGCAACGGAAAUGAUAGAAGAUAGAAACAUAUGGAAACAGGAAGCAAAAAAACCUAAGCAGAAACCUAGAAUAUUUUGUAAAGAGUCCCUUUUUAUACCAGUUUCUUUAGAGCAAUAUGGUUUGGUGUUUCGGGAUUGGUUCAUUUUAAGAGGCUAAACUGAUAGACCGACAUGUUGUCUACAAAGCUGGGAAAAGAAUACAUCAAUAGGGAUGGAUAUAUUUUAUCAACAUAAUUCAAUCACCGCACCCUUUCGUUCCGCAAUAUGCAAUCCACGUAGUCUAUCUGGUAUGUAUUUUUGUUUAAUUUCUAUCGUAAAGCUUAUGGAUGAUGCUGGAACGUGAAAGUUACAUACUUCUUCAUUAUGCAUAAACGCCACAGCGGAAUCCAAUUGAUGCAUGAAGUGUUAUUAGUUCAGAGAUACGUUAAAUGAAGCAUUCAGUUUAGCAUAUAAAAUCGACAAUAUAUGAUAUGCGCUGUUGGCACAGGAUACUCCAAAUCAUCAACAUCACUCUAGUUCAUUUUACAGUAUUUUCAUGGAAAUUGUUUGUCACAAAGUAUCACCCGUGUUUCGUUUAUUUCAUUGUGUUGACAUUCCUACUAACUAGAUGCCAUCAACGAUGAUUGAAAAAGUCAAAGCCAUCUUAAACCGCCAACACAAUUUCCUUAACUAUACAGCAUAAGUUGACAUGGGUGUGGUUGAAUUCUUUCCCCAUUUCUCGAACUGCCUCCAAUGUAUUCCACACUUUCUAUUGUAAUUCAUUUAGUACUAAACGUGGUGAACGGCCUAUGAACGACACUUCUUUGAAACUUUUUAUCAACAUACCCUUUUGAUAGAGAAUCCAAAGCAUCCAGGGCGAGAGAGGAGAACGAGAAGGAACUAAUGUGUACUGUCCGGAAGGUCCGUGGAGGUGAACGAGUGAAGCAAAAUAAAAAGUAA
Messenger RNA from Anopheles darlingi, 4573 nucleotides. Its product is annotated as cytochrome b5 reductase 4. The transcript is spliced from 5 exons. Gene Ontology annotation, biological process: superoxide metabolic process; generation of precursor metabolites and energy. Bases 709 to 3075 code for a protein of 788 amino acids. Gene Ontology annotation, cellular component: endoplasmic reticulum. Lineage: Eukaryota; Metazoa; Arthropoda; Insecta; Diptera; Culicidae. Gene Ontology annotation, molecular function: oxidoreductase activity; heme binding. The record is from RefSeq and is a predicted model, not a curated record.